AAAAGGGGUGACAGUGGGGAUCCCCUCAACUACCGGCCGUUAGCACUCCUCAAUACAGAUUACAAGGUCUUCACGAGGAUACUUGCAACUCGGGUGAGUGCUUUACUGUCGAUGCAGAUCCACCCUAACCAGAACGGAUUUGUAGCACGAAGGACGAUUCACGGCAUUUUUGACCUCUUUGAGGCGGCCCAAAUUGCGGUGACACUUGACAACGACCAAGAUGAGGCGAUAGUUUUACUUCUCGACUUCCGGAAAGCGUACGACUCCCUUGAUAGGGCGUACGUGGGGACAGUACUACGACAUCACGAGUACGUAGACAGAUUUAUCAAAGCGGUGAUUGUUUGCACACGGACACUAGUGUACGCUUCCUAG
Molecule: messenger RNA, 372 nt
Organism: Phytophthora megakarya
Lineage: Eukaryota; Oomycota; Peronosporomycetes; Peronosporales; Peronosporaceae
Source: the annotation of a GenBank genome assembly